UAAUUGGUAGUUUUAAGGUCAUAAAGUGUUGUGCAUAAAAAAAACUUUGCGCCGUUGUUGCUGCCUUAUCUGGAGUAAAUUAAUAAUAAAUGCUGGUUUUCUUGUGGUUACUUAAAAAAACAGCUGGUUCUCUGGUGGUUACUUCAUUAUACUGGUGGUUCUCAGGUGGUUACUUCGAAAUACUGCUGUUUACUGCUGGUGACGGCUGCAUGCUCUGGUUCCUCCUACUUUUAGUAUCUACGUUUGUUUUUAGCUAUAGUCAGUAUUUUUUAACAACAAAAUGGUGAGAUGCCUAUCGAAAAAGUCUCCGUGGAACACAAAUUUGGCAUAAUAUCUCAAGUUCACCAAGGCAAAUUGCAGAAAAGGCUCAAAAGUAGAAAUGGCAAAUGCACAGCUAAUGCUCUGAGAAAUGAGAAAGAAGAUGGAAGGCAAAUUACAAGUGACAGCUUAGAUGCACUAAUAUAUAAUAUUAGUACUGAAUCUGAUGAAUUGAAAUUGCAUGAUUUGGAGAAAAAAGCCAUUGAUUUCCUUGGAAAAAUUAAGUACGAGUUAUCAUCUGUUAAUAAUAAAACUGUUUGGAAUGUGUAUCAAAAAUGUUGGAACGAUUUGUCCAUGCUGACUACCAGUACUAAUUCCAUUGUGCAGAAAGUCUCACUGGAUAUCUUAAAGGAGUCCUUAUCCACUGCUCCACUAUCUAAACAGCUGAUCAUAAGGCUUCUUGAGAUUGGUUUAACAAGUUUACAAAGUUAUGUGCAAUAUGGAGGAGAGAGAGCGCUGUUACCGUUAUCUGCAAGUAAUUUAUCGUUGAAACUGGAGACUUCUUUUCGAAUAUUUGUCCGACUGUAUUAUCAUAAUUUGGCAUCAGAUAUAACCAAGGAGCAUGCGCACUUGUUAGACGCGUUGUAUCUAAUUAAUAAAGGUGUAAAGGCGACACUGAACUUUUAUGAAGAGGACCCAAGUAAUUACAUCCUUCUCAAGUUAGUUUGUACUAUGGUGUGUGAAAUCUGUAAAGAUAAAGUAAAAGUUGAAGAUGAAGAUGAUAAUCAUUCAGGUGAAAACAUAAUUGGAGAUAAAAUUAUGAAAGAGAGAGAUGAAUCUUCUCAAAGUAAAUCACUCAUUUCAAAAUUUCUAUGGAACUCUUUAAAGAUUUGGAAAAGCUUAACAAGAAAAACGCGACUCGAUGGUUCAGUUUUAAAGGAAAUCCGUGAUGUUGAUCUGAGCGAAGUUAAUGAUGAAAAUUGGUUGGAUUAUGUACUGGGAUUUCAUAUUUUUUGUGAAUGCGCCAAAUCAAAAGAAGAGUACGCGUUGUUCUUUUUGCAGCUCGGUACAAGUUCCAACUAUGUACCUUCAAAACAGCGGAGGAACAUGUUACGGAAAGAUGAUCUAGUUGAACAGACAUGGAGUUGGGAACUUCUUGCUGUUUAUUUACGUUGCUUGGCUGAUCUCUCUACACGUGGACUGAGUGUGGACAUCAAAAAGUUAUCCUUGUUUGGUGAUAAUCAGGUUUAUGGUUUAAUUGAUUACUUGGGUUGUACUGCGAAAGAAACGUUAUGGAAAGUUCGUUACGGUGCGUAUUCACUUUUACGAGAUGUUUACGAGCAGUUCAAAGCUGAACAACAUUCGGAAGGAUUGAUGAACGCGACGUGGCAUCAGAUGUCACAAUACGAAAAACAGGAAAAAGACGCACGUAUAUUACGCAUGUCAAAAGAUGAGAGAAAGGAGGGAUCAUUCACAACAUCUGGUAACCUGUUUACACGAAUUGCUACAAACCUAUCCAUUAUAGCCUUACCGCCCUCUUCGCCAAAAAAACAAGAAACAGAAGAAUUUAAACAGAAAACCACAAUUCGUUUAAAAGAAGAAAGUCAUACCGAGUUACCAGUGGAAAAACCAUACAGGGGCGACGAAGCUUCGUUCAACAAAAGGGACGUCACAAAAAUUAAAGAUAGAUACCAGAAACAAUCGUGGAAAGAUGUCAAGAGUUUGGUCUCGGUGUAUUAUGAAAACGAGUUGGAAGAAGAUGAGAAGGAGAGGGAAUUGUUACGGAAGGAGAACGAGGAUAAUGAGCAAAAUUCAAAGUAGUUUUGUUUUAAUGUUAAGAUGUAACAACUUCGUUCCCAGGGCAUUUUGCCUGAUUAAUUUGUCUGUAAUAACAGCUCAGGGGUUAGGAUACCCUGGGGACGAAGAUAAAGUUGUAUAAUAUUUUCCUUAGUUCACUUUUUGGUUCUAAAUAACCCAAUAAAUCAAUAAAGACCCUUUUCCUAACCGUCGCCCAGCAUUGUAACCCCCAAAUGUCACGAAGCCAUUAUGUACUAGUAUCGAGGUAGGGUGGGUCUGUUACACAUUUUGUGUGAGUAGAGUUUCAUGUGAAAAGGUACACAAACGCUGUUCUCCAAAAUCGAUAAUGAAAAACGAAUGUCUCCUACACAGUGUGAACCACAGGACUUCUUUUAAGAACAUCGCGCCUUCUGCGAUCUUAAAAAUCCUUUGGUACGUGUUUGGUUUUAUAUUCCGUAUUUAUCCUGUUGUGAAUAGUUCAUAGAUUUAUUCGAAUGUAUAUUUUUUAUGAUUUACAUGUAAGUUAUAUAUUUAUAUUUUCGCAAUUUAACUCAUCCUUUAUUC
This is a messenger RNA of Hydractinia symbiolongicarpus, 2619 nucleotides long. RefSeq lists its product as uncharacterized. The record is from RefSeq and is a predicted model, not a curated record. The coding region runs from base 289 to 2079 and encodes 596 amino acids. NCBI's taxonomy places the organism in Eukaryota, Metazoa, Cnidaria, Hydrozoa, Anthoathecata, Hydractiniidae. The transcript has 17 exons.